Topomyia yanbarensis is the source of this 1795-nucleotide messenger RNA. RefSeq names its product succinate--hydroxymethylglutarate CoA-transferase. NCBI's taxonomy places the organism in Eukaryota, Metazoa, Arthropoda, Insecta, Diptera, Culicidae. The coding region runs from base 152 to 1447 and encodes 431 amino acids. The record is from RefSeq and is a predicted model, not a curated record. The transcript has a single exon. Gene Ontology annotation, molecular function: catalytic activity.
AACGCACUUUCAUUAGCUGACGAGAUAAGAUGUAAGCGACGAGAGUAUAUUGUACGGUGUCACACAGUACAGUAGAUUACAUUUGUCGAACGGAAAAUAAACUUGUGAUCUGCAGAGUGUUAUCGGUGUAGCUUAACAAAUAGACAUUAAAAUGUUCCGAUAUUGCGACAUGCUAAUUCGUUGCGCUGUUUGGCGUUCGUCGUUGACAGAGAGGAAAUUUCUCACAGGAAAUGUUUUGAAUUAUUCUACUAAACCUUGUUAUCCAUUGGAAGGAAUUAAGAUUCUGGAUCUGACACGAAUCGUUUCUGGACCGUAUUGUACAAUGGUUUUGUCAGAUCUAGGAGCAGACGUCUAUAAGGUUGAGCGACCUGUGCAUGGUGACGAAUCGCGCAAGUGGGGUCCACCGUUUUUGAAAGAUUCAGAGGAUGCCGUUUACUUUAUGGCAGCGAAUCGAAAUAAGAAGAGCGUAUGCGUAGAUUUGAAGAAGGGUAAAAAUGUGAUUUAUGAUCUCGCUCGAAAAUGCGACGUGCUGGUUGAGAAUUAUGUUCCCGGAAAGUUGGAUGAAAUGGGACUUGGUUAUGAAAGUAUCAGAGAGGUUGCUCCAAGGUUGAUCUACUGUUCAAUUACUGGAUAUGGUUCGACAGGUCCGUACAAAACUAAACCAGGCUAUGACGUCAUCGCUGCAUCAAUUGGAGGUCUUUUGCAUAUAACAGGAAAUGAAAAUGGACCACCUGCAAAAGUUGGAGUGGCAAUUACCGACAUAGCAACCGGACUGUAUGCUCAUGGAGCAAUUUUGGCUGCUUUACUGCAGCGCAGUAAGACGAACCGUGGUCAGAAAAUCGAUGUAAAUUUACUUUCGACUCAGGUUGCAUGUUUGAUUAAUGUGGCCAGCAAUUAUUUGAAUGCAGGCAAGGAUGCAAAACGGUGGGGAACUGCUCAUGAAAGUAUUGUUCCCUACGAAGCGUUUCAAACGAAUACGGGCUACAUAACGAUUGGUUGCGGAAGUAAUGCUCAAUUCGAAGCCCUCUGCGUUUAUCUCGGAAUAGCGGAAGUGGCACAAGACGAACGAUUUAAAACUAAUCAAACUCGGGUUAAGCAUCGCCAGGAGCUGAUUUCUAUUUUGUCAGAGAUAAUCAAACAACGUAGCUCCUCCGAAUGGAUGACUAUUUUUGAACACGCUCCGUUCCCAAUAGGGCCGAUCAAUAGUAUGGCUGAAGUGUUCCAAGAUCAACACAUUCAAGAUAUUGGGAUUGUCAAAAGCUUACAACAUUCCACUGCUGGUGAGGUGAAGGUGGUUGGACCUCCAGUUGUUUUCAGUGAAGCCAGCAACUGUGCGAGAACAGCACCACCUUUGCUAGGGGAGCACACCCAUCAAGUUCUGCACGAGGUGCUAAACUACAGCGAUGAGCAGAUCGAACAACUACGUAAAAGCCAUAUUAUUCAAUGAUAUUUCUCCGGUGUUAGCAAGAUAUGGAAUUCAAGGAUAAGCAUUUAUAUUAUAGCUCUAAUAAAGUUUUAUCAAACACUAGCAUGUACGUGAUUAUAUGUUAUUCAAAUGAAUAGUUGUUAUGCACAACUUGUUAUGUCACUAGAUGAUUAAAAAGUAAUGAUCGCACCUAAAAUAUCCAAAAUCACACAGACUAGGGAUAAGCGGAUGACCACAAUGGUUGAGGCCUUAAUAAACAAGUAAAACAACACAUACUUGGGACGAGCUAUAUCGAGACUUUGUAUGCUAUUAACUAAAAAUCAAUUUUGUACAUGAGGUUUGGUGUUUUCGCGAUAGGCAAAAAAGCUA